AACCACUCUAGUGUCAAGCAUCAAAACUUCCCAAAACAAAACUAAACUUCUGAGAGAAAAUAAAUAACUGCAAAAUAUGGCAGCUACACAAGAUUACAAGCCAGGAGAUAUUCCUUUAGAGGAGCAAGAUGAUCGUAGAUUGUUCUGCAAAUAUCACUACAAAGGUGUUCUCAUUGUGGUCAUUCCAAUACUACUUGGACCAAUGUUUUUGGGACAUCCCAUUAUGAUUUACCGCUUCAUGUAUAUAUCUUUAUGUUUAUUACUGUAUUACAUACUCAAUUUGAUGGCCAGAGGAGCUGUGGCCUUUAUCUAUAUCACAUUUAUUCCAGUGUUGGGCAUAGCCGGUUCCAAGCACGUUAGCAUCUCCUACUAUACGGAUCUGAUAUUUUUGGUGUAUGGUUCCGUGAUGUUGGGCAUAAUGAUGGACAGCUCCAGGUUGAGUGAGCGUCUGGCUAUGCGAGUCAUUGCCUUUGUUGGCAGCAGUCUGAAAUUACUUCAGAUUUUUCUAGCGAUCAGUGUUAUCAUUAUGACUGCCCUUAUAAAUCCCACAAUAGCCGCUGCCAUUUGGAUGAAGGUGGCCCAAGCUGUGAUAACAGAAUACGAUAAUGCUGGCGUUGUGAAAAUGAACUCUGAGGAAAAACGCUACGAGGUUGGAUCAAAGCCAUAUCCCACGCGUCCCGUGAUCGGAAUUUACAUAACCUGUUGCUAUUCUGCCACCCUGGCAGGCUGCCUUUCUCCCUUCGUGAAUCCCAACGGUGUUAUAUCCUCGAGCUUUGAGGGAGAUCUUCCCAUUGGAAAGCUUUUGAUGAUAAUGGCGGGACCGGCCAUAUUGGGUAUUGUUGUUAUGAUUUUUUGGAUCCAAGUGCUCUUUCUCGGACUUUUUGGUGGCAGUGUGAAACGUGACCUGGCCGAGCUGGAUGGGAAUCAGAACAAUUUUAAGGCUACCAUUGCCGAAAGAAAACUGGCUUUGGGACCCUGGACAAUAUAUCCCAUAUUGGCCUUAAUCCUGAUCAUUAUUGCAUGUUUUCUGGCUGCCACACGAAAACCGAUUAUCUACAUGGGCUGGGAUGAUUUAGAUAACAGCAUUGAGUCUGGUCUCUCGGUGCCGUCCAUUGGCAUGGCCAUACUGUUCUUUGCGAUUCCGGCCAACUAUUAUUUCUGCAAGUAUUAUGUCUGCCGACAGCCGGUCAAGGAGGGCACUGCCAAUUCGCUGGUCAGUUGGAAGGCGGUAAACAACAACACUCCCUGGGGCGAAAUCUUUAUGCUGGGCGCCGGCUUCGCUGCUGCCUUCUGUUCCCAGGCUAGCGGCUUAAACGCCUAUGUGGCAGAUUCCAUGAAGGAGCAUACCGGUGAAGGUUCUGGCACCUUCAAGUUCAUCAGCGGUGCCUUGUACGGUACCCUUCUCACCAUGCUAUCUCCGGCAACUGCCGUUUGCAGGCUCUCACUUCCUACACUUAUGAAAGGGGGAUCUACUUUUUCCCUACCUUUGGCCACCGCCUUGCACAACCAGUUUCUGCUGCCCAUUAGUACCCCUUCGAACACUAUUAUAGCAGGAUGGGGCAAUAUCAGGCCAUUCCAAUUUAUGCUCGCUGGAAGUGUUAUAGCCAUUUUCAUGCUGAUCGCAAUUGCUGGCAUGACUGCAAUUAUUUCCUUUUCAUAACUAAGCUGCUUUCUUUUAACACUGAACUGAAUUUCUAAAUUUCUGUUACCAUUUCGACCGAAUGUUUCACUGCAUUGCAGUAUGUAGAGCUGUCUUGUUGACGCGUUUAGCAUACAAAAUCAGAGUCGAAACUGGAGUGUCUUGGCUCUGCAACAGCUGCUCUAAGGAUAUCAUACUCUAGGACAGGUGCCACCAAAACAAAAUACUGCUGUCGUAGUUAUUUUGGGAAAUAAAAAAGGAACCAGGAUCUUAAAGAACCUUCUGGCAUAGACGCAUAACCUUGCUGACCCUAUCCUUUUCAAAUGUUUUUAAAAUUGGACUUACUCUGAAGUAAAUUUAUAGACAAACAAAUUAAAAGUUAACUAUUAUUAGCAA
Messenger RNA from Drosophila eugracilis, 2035 nucleotides. Its product is annotated as protein I'm not dead yet. The coding region runs from base 77 to 1660 and encodes 527 amino acids. Gene Ontology annotation, molecular function: citrate transmembrane transporter activity; succinate transmembrane transporter activity. The record is from RefSeq and is a predicted model, not a curated record. Gene Ontology annotation, biological process: monoatomic anion transmembrane transport; citrate transport. The transcript is spliced from 9 exons. Gene Ontology annotation, cellular component: membrane. Lineage: Eukaryota; Metazoa; Arthropoda; Insecta; Diptera; Drosophilidae.